Molecule: messenger RNA, 2622 nt
Organism: Ramularia collo-cygni
Lineage: Eukaryota; Fungi; Ascomycota; Dothideomycetes; Mycosphaerellales; Mycosphaerellaceae
Exons: 1
Coding region: 1-2622 (873 amino acids)
Source: RefSeq, a predicted model, not a curated record
AUGGACUUCUGGGCUCGGCUUUUCGGCACCACCUAUACACCAACAAAACCGGUAGCUCGACCAGCAGUCCACGACCCGCAGGCGAGACUCCUCCGCUUCAAGCGGGUCUACAACACCUUUGUCGAACAAUGCAAUCGCCCGCGAAACCCCUCCGCCGAGGGCCCGCUGUUCGACAGUCUGAGUGCGAGUCUGGAUAAGCUAGCAGCACUUCUCCGCGAGGAAUCGCGAGCUCCGGUUCCGCAUACCUGUCUGCAAUUCGCCGCGGGGACCCAGAUCUACACAAGAGUGGCACGAGURGCGACCGUGAGCCAAUAUGAGCGGGUGAUACGAUCCAGCGUCGCCGUCUUCGCCGCUCUCGUGGACAGUGAGGAGGUCGAUUUUCUCGCAAGCGGCCAUUUCGCCAAGAGCUUGAUGAGCCUGGUGCGCAAGGUGGCGGACGGUGGCAAUCUUUUGAUUGACAAUGAGACGGAGACUGCUAUCCUGGAGCUGCUCUUCACAAUCGCGGCCAAAAUACGCCUGCAGCCGGAAAUUCUGCCCGUCUGGUUCCAAUCCACCACAAAGCGAGAAGUGCAGCAGGUCUUCCUCAAUGAGAAGAAGAGCUUUGUGGGCACCACCCAAAAGGAUGACUUCCCACUGUGCUACCUGCUCAUCGAUCGGGUGCAUCAUGAGGGCCGCAUCGGUGACUUUGCGCGGACGGGCUUGCUGUAUGUCUUUGAAGCCACCGGGCGUUCGUUGGACCUUGAAACGUGGGUCGUAUCGAGCGAUCUGCCCACGCUCAUGGCUUCCGGGCUUGGAGCGUUGUACAGCCAGCUGAGUCGUGAGCUGAGCAUAUUGCAUCCAGAUGCAUCUCUGCCCGCAGUUCUGGCUAUGAGCGACUACACCACCACGCAUGCACGUGCUACCGCCGAGUCUGCAUUCUCGGAAAGACACAAAGCACACAUGUCAACUUUUCUAUCCUAUCUCGCCUUCUGGCAAGACGUAUUGGAUCAUUGUAGAAGUGCAGAUGUCAAGCAGACUUUGCUCGACCAUUUCCAGAUACUGUUCCUUCAACAGCUGCUCUAUCCGUCACUACUGCAAUCCAGUGAUAUGGACGCGGGAAGCUCCGUUGCCGUUUUAACGUACAUGACGGCCAUGCUGGAAGCUCUGGAGUACCCAGAUCUAAUUCACAUGAUGUUGACGUAUCUGUUGGCAAUACAAGAUCAGAGGCUUGACGAUUCAGUCAUGCCACAGACGUCAAAAGACCCGGAUAGCUCCCCGCCAUCUCCAAUCGCCGCCAAGCGCCGACAAAGUCUGAUGUUACUGAACGCUCCAAAGGAUGUGGAAGAUGCCGUGGAGCCAACAUUGUUCAAUCUUGUUGACCUGAUCAUCAACGAUGUCAACUCGCGCAACUCACAGACUGUCUUUGCCGCGCUGAAGCUCACAUCGGCGAUUGUAACACGUCAACGAAUGUAUGCGUUUGGGACAUUAUUGAAGGUGCAAGAAGUCAAACCAAACCGUCCAGACCGAACUGUGGGUGCGCUCGACUGUGAGCUUGAGCGAUAUCUGCAGCUUGCCGUAUCUUUACACCCUCAAUACGGUCUGGACGUGACUUACGGCUCUCUAUGUCACGAUCUGCGCAUGUCUAUCGAGGCACAGGUCUUCCGCAAGUCGGCGUCAAAUGGCCAGGAUGACAUCAACGUGGGCGGUUAUAUCCUGGGUGAUAAUGACGCCUUGUUACGGACUCUCAGGACCGUGCUGCGUUCGUUCCUCACGAACAGCAUUGACGUUAAUCUCGCCCUCACGCAGGCAAUCGUCUCCAUCGCGCAAUGCGUAGAGGUUCGUCUUGAGGAUUGGCUGGCUGUUUCUCCUCGCGCAUACAACUUUCCCGAAGAGGCUWCUCAGCCGUCCAAAUCGUGGCAGUCACAGUUGGAUGAUGACGAGAGAGUUGAAUGGGCGGCUCUGCAGACAGCACUACGCUUCCCAACCUGGACCGACUCUACCACGCCAAUGUUAUACACUGAGCUCCAAGCCCUGGUAAACGAGGUCGAGGCCGUUCGGAUCAAAGUUCCUAACCUCAACCAGCUCAUCGCUGGGAGGAAAAAUAUGCUCCAGGCUGCGAAUCUUGAAGAUGAAUAUGCAAGCGGUCCGCCCUCUGUGAUGCAAAGCCCAUCAAGGCAACCCGCCGCCUUCCUUGACGUACCCGGCGCUCUGAAGAAAGCUGGGCAUACCAGCGGMUCCAGUACGCCUUCGUCGAUGCCAAUGAGAGGUCGGGGUGGAGCUCAAAAGGCAGCCAGUGAUUCUUCACCCCACUCUGCACCAGGAAGCUCAAAGGUUGCCUCGCGCGCAAACUCGCGUGCAGCUUCGCGAUCCCGUGAAGAAGUCAAUGGCCCGCCAUCAAUAUUCAAGCCUCCCCCACCCGAAACACCCUCUACCACGGACAUGCUCAUGCAGGUCAUGACGUUUCCCGCAAUCGUCAGAGCUACAGAUGAUCACGUGAGCGACGGCGGCGACGGUGAGAGGAGCGCCAGUCUCAAUCAUGUUUUGACGAAUGUGGUGGUAUUGCAAGAAUUCGUGCUAGAGCUUGUGGCUGUUCUACAAGUCAGAGCAGCGGUUCUGGGCGACCGUGAAAUAAGAUCUGUGUGA